AUCGGCUCUGGCCCUUUAAAGAGCUGAACUCGACGCGCCUCGGCGGCUGCUUCUUGAGUCCCUCCUCCAAGGUGGCUGCUGGCAGUGAGGCUGAGAGAAAGAGAACUCAACAGGCAACAUGACGAUGAUUUUGGGCUACUGGGACAUCCGAGGGGUGAGUUCCUUGUGUAGAAAGCGAGGAAGAGGUCUCCCCCCUCCGCCUGCUGAGUCUGCUCUGCAGAGCCUUCCCAGGCUCUCGGUGCUCCCGCGGGGGGGGGGGGGGGGAGGCGCGCCCGUGGGUCGCCCCUGCGUAAGUCGGCGCCGUCCAGGGGCUGCUUACGCCCUCUCAACCGCGGGGAGCCUUUGGGUGCGCUCUUGGUCCCGUGGCUUCUAAGGCGAGGAGGGAGAAGUUCCCCAGAGGAGCUCGAGCCACCGUCCCGCCCCCCAGCCUUGGGAAGCUGCGCUGCCGUCGAGGCGCAGUCCUGGAGGCCCCCAGGGCAGCGGCCGGGGAAAGGCGGACGGAGCUCGGUGGAGGCCUUUUGUCUGGCUGCUCCACGUGUCUGCUGCUCCCUGCAAAAGGCCGGCAGGUCCUGCGAGACUGUUUGAGGUGCACCCCCCCCCCACGGGCCUUCGCCUUGCCUCGUUUUUCGCGCGAGCGGAGCUCGACGGGGCGCCCGCGGCGGAGGCUCGUUGGACGAGCGGUUCCCACCUGCCGAGCUCUGCUUCGUCCACGCCUACCUUGCCUGCGUGUUUUGCUGUUAGGACUCUACCGCUCUGUGCACGUGGAAGGUGGGGGGCUAGCGAUGGCGAUUAGCCACCAUGGCUGCGCUCUGCCUCCACAGCUGGAGGGAGGAAUGCUGCUGAAUAACAGUUGCAGAAAAUCACGAGUGGGCGGGGGCUGGAGAGGGCCCUGGGGCUCACAUCCCGCUUGCGGGUUUCCCAAAGGCAUCUAGGGGUCCACUAGUACAAAUUACAUUCAUUUCCCUUCUGACACAGCCUCUCCGUUCUCACUCGGGGUCAAACUCUCAGUUCACCCCCAAAUGCCUCACCAGGAGAAGAGUUCCUGGAAGCCGCGGACUUCAAGUCUCCCUCUAGACUUGCUUUUUAUGGUUAGGCCUAAGGCAGAUGGUACUUGCUGGGGUGCCCACAGUUGUGUCCCCUUCAGCUGCAUUCCCCAUUCCCAUUUCCAGGUACAGCAGGUUUGUUGAGUUUUCCAGGGGGCCCAGAGGAUGAGGAAAGCCCCCCUCCUUCACACACAGGUCUUUCUUCACCCUCUGCCCUCUCCUCCUCCGUCUUAGAUGCUGACUGCUGCUGCGAUACCUUUUUAUUGUUCUUUCCUUUUUUCCAGCUUGCCCACAGCAUCCGCUUGCUACUAGCGUACACAGACACCCCUUUUGAAGAUAAGUUUUACAGCUGUGGAGAAGGUGUGUAUUGCUAAACUUAGAAUGUACCAACCUCCUCUUAAUCAGAGUACUAAACACUUUUUAAAAGCUGCUGCUUUAUUAAUGUUUCCUGGUGGGGCAGAGGCAGUUUGCCUUUGGGCAUUCUGAACAAGAGUUGGUAGGGAAAGUGUUUUGCUUGUGCUUAUGUCAGCCAGUUAUUUGAAAUGCCCAAAGUUGCAUUUUUGCAACUACGUUAAACUUAAGUACUACAAUCUGAAGGUUUGUGAAGUUGCUGGAAGGCUCUGUGUGUGUGUUGAUGAAGGGCUUGUAACACUCAUGCAACUGUUGAAGGGAAAGAUAAUAUUUAAUAUAUCGGUUUGCUUAUUGUUAUGUAAUUGUUACAUAAUAUUUAUAUAUGUUGCAUUACACACCACCAUAUAUUUCUAAAUGGCUACCAGAUGUUGUUUGGAGGAAUAUUCCUAGAACUGUGUGUGUGGUGACUCUGUUCAAGAGUAAUAAAGGGGCAAAAUUAAACUAACUAAAUCUUGGUUCUCCCACACCCAAGUGUGGAUAUCUAAGUUUGGUUUCUGUGGUCUGUACUUGCCCUAACAAGCAACAGGAAACUAAAUGAUUCAAAUUCCCACUUAUUGCCACAACAUUUGAAUCACCAUGGUGCGUAGAAUGGAGGCACAUACCAUGAAUGCAAAGGUGUAUUAGAGGCUGCUGUUACCAAACCGUCACAAUGAGCUUUUCAGGGUGAUUGUGAAAGUAAAUUUUAUCUUGAGUGCUAUAUUGCUAGCUCACUCUGGUGUCUUUAGCUUAAUCCCCUGCAUUUGUGUGUUUGCACAUGAGAGAGUGACAGAGAGCACAGGGAGAGCAUAACUGCAGGGACAGUACCUCUUCAGUGGCUUUUUCUCUGCAAGCUUCCCAUAAGUUAAGGAUGGAUGAAUAUUCCAACAGUAGCUUUGCACAGUAUGGGAGUAUGCAACCACCAAGGUCAUAUUUAGAAAUGAUUUCAGUACCCCAAAUCUUUGGGGUACAUGCCAUCUUUGUGUUUGUUUCAGUAUUAAGAUGAGCUCAUGCACUAGAGUGCAGUCUAUGCGCCACUCAAUUGGUCCACAUUUCCUGCUUGUCUUAGUGGAUGGUGAUGGGGGUUAUUUUGGUUAUGCACAGCUGGUGGGAAGUGGACAAUGGGGGGAAAAGGCAACGGCCCUUUCCAGAGUCACUUCUUGAAUCUGCUUGAUUUCCUACAAAGAAGCUGAGGAUGUGGCCAGAUGCCACUGCCUCCAAGUUUAGAGUUUUCCCUCUGUUGUAACACAGUUAACAAUUAACAGCUGGUUCAAAAUGUGCCAGCCGGGUAACUGACUUGAGUUCUAUUUAGAACUCUUAUAACCCCAUUUUAAGCCAGCAGCAGCAGCAGCCAGUUUGUUUCCAGGUCCAGUUCAAAGUGCUCAAAUUAGUGUUUAAAACCUGGAAUGACUUAGGCCACAUUCCUUGUGUUAAUUGGGAAUGUUCAGGGAGAAGUUUUCCUAACUGUAAAAUACUAGACAUUUGAGUGCUGGGAGAUGGAGAUCUUAUAGCAGAAGCACCAUCUUGAGGCAGAUAUUUGAAAAUGUGUAACAGCAAGAAUUAAUUGUGCUUAUAAACCCUGGUUGUCCAGACAAGCCUUGAGCACAAUGGAGGCUUUGUCUUAUAAUCCGCAUAGCUCAGAACUUGCUGUUUUCCUCUUAACUGCAUCUUCAUUUUGUGAAGCAAUUUCUUGAAACCGGCAGAAUGCCCCAACGGUUUCUUAGGAUCUAGAAUGAAAAUAUAAAAAUAAGCCAGAGAACUGCUCCAUGUAACUUUCAGAGAUACUUCUCUGAAUGGAUCCUAGCAAGAUGGACAAGUAAAGUGUGGGAAAGCAAUUCAGAAUGCUUGCCUGAACUUGUGCCCUUGACUUGAACAGGGCUUGCUAUAACUCAGCAAGGCCCAGAUCUAUCAGCCUCUGUAGAAAAAUAUCCCUCAGAAUGCUCUCACCAAGCUAACUCAGAAUUAAAUCUUGCUGAAUUGUCAUUGGACUUUGUCCUAACCGCUUUCCUUGGGACUGCAACCUUAGCCACAAAUUCAUGGUGUGUGCGCGCGCAUGUGCGUGUGGCAUUUCUUAAACGUUGAUUGCCUUGCCUGUGCAAAGGAGAGUGACUGAGCAAAUUUUAUGUGCAGGAAGUGAAAAUGCUCUCUCUCUCUUCCAGCCCCCGACUAUGACAGGAGCCAAUGGUUCAGUGAGAAGGAGAAGCUGGGCCUGGACUUCCCUAAUGUAGGUCACUGUCUUUUUCUAUCAUAUGACAGGUGGGAAGAGGAAUGUGCCUGGGUUAUCCAGAUGUUCUGGAGAUUUGGUGGAGGAAUGUGCCUUUCUUCCUUGCGGUACUCCUCUGUAAGGCCUUGGGUUGGGAAGCAGUGGUUGAGGAAUGAGUGUGAGUAGAGUGAAUGGGGGUGAUUAAUGGUGGAAGCACAAAGUUUCAAGCUGAUUUGUCUUUAAGCUGAUCAUUCUUUGCUUACUUUCCAGCUUCCUUACCUAAUUGAUGGCAAGACCAAGCUUACGCAGAGUAAUGCCAUUCUCCGGUACAUUGCACGUAAACAUAAGCUCUGUGAGUAAAAUUGAGUUCUUUGGGGGACCUGGGCUGGCUGAUUGGCAUCGGCUUCUUUCUGUCUGUCUGGGAUUUCUCAUUGUCGUGUGUUUUCUCCAGGUGGAGAAACAGAGGAGGAGAUUGUCAGAGUGGAUAUGCUGGAGAAUCAGGUGAUGGAUUUCCGCAUGAGCCUCGUGAUGGUCGUGUACAACGCUGAUUUUGUGAGUUCACCUGCCUCUGUUGUUCACAGCUGCUGUUGCAUUGUGGGGAUUUUUAUAGGACAGGGGGUGUCAACUCAGUGCCUGCAGAUGCCCUAGGCCUCGUGCUUGCAAAAGCUCUCACUGGUGCUGCCCCAGACUCUGAGCUUUCUAGGGAAAAAAUGUAAGUCUCUAGCACUCCUAGAUGGGGCAAAAUGUGCAGGUACUUUCUAAGCAAUUUCUGUGAAAUUAUUAUUAUUGAUUAACUUUAUAUACCACUCUUCAUCUGUAGAUUUUAGGGAGAUGCACAAGAUAAAAAUGCAGGAUAAAAGCACCAAAACAAAACAAUAACUCCCCUCCCACAUACACAUUUAAAAGGCUGUAGAAUCUUAGCCAAAGGCCUGGUUGAAGAGAAACAUUUUCACCUGGUGCCUAAAAAUAUAUAAUGAAGGUGCUAGGCAAGCCUCCCUGGGGAGAGCAUUCCACAAACGGGAAGCCACUGCAGAAAAAGCCCAUUCUUGCGUUGUUACCCUCUGGACCUCUCAAGGAGGCACAAGAAGAAGGGCCUCAGAUGAUGAUCAGGUUCUGGGUUGGUUUAUAUGGGGAGAGGCGGUCCUUCAGGUAUUGCAGGCCUGAGAGUGAGUGUGGUGUGAUGACCUUGUAUAUUUUUCUGGUGCUGGGUAGUGCUCCUUGUUGUUAUUAGACAGCCUCAGUGUAUCUCUCUGUGUAAAAUCAAUAUUGUGUGAUCCCACAAUUGGGACUGGCAGGAGAUUGCUGAUUUCCAGUGAAAGCUUAAGCUUGUUGCAGGUGGCUGCCUCUAAUUUUGUGUUAUGCCGUGCCCCCAUUGCAGCCAUAUUGUGACGGGUGUUCCCAGCACUCUCUCAAAAUGUGCCCACUGUUCCAAAAAGGUGAUUGGCCCCUGUUAUAGGCUGUCUCCAAAAGGAGAGUGAGUCACACUGUAUAGAGUGAGCAAUGUUUCUUUCACCAAAUGCAUGAAAGUGACAGAAGUAUGUGUCUCUUCCAAGAUCUCGAACUGUUUUUUGGACUACAACUCCCAUGUUGCCUAGCUAACAGGACCCCAGUGGUCAGGGAUGAUGGCAAUUGUAGUCUUCAACAGUUGGAGACCCAAGUUUGGGAAACACUGGUCUAGAACAUAUUUCUAGAAACCUUGCUAGAGAUGGGACGUGUGUGCAGGUGCGUGCAUUUGUGUGGGAUUCACACUUCACAAGCAUUUUCUACAUGAAACACCAAGGUACACAAAGCAACAGCAUUUGCUGCGUAAAUGUGAAUCUGCUCACAGAACAGCGUUUUUACAUUUCUCCUGUUGGUGUUAUGGCGAUUGAUAGAGUUUGGCUCAAGGAAAGUGAAAAAAAUCUCCAUAAGGCGGCUCUUCUAAAUGUAAAGGUAUCCCUGCCCGUACGGGCCAGUUGUGACCGACUCUAGGGUUGCGCGCUCAUCUCACUCAAGAGGCCGGGAGCCGGCGCCGUCCGAAGACACUUCUGGGUCACGUGGCCAGCGUGACGAAGCUGCUCUGGCGAGCCAGCACCAGCGCCGCACACGGAAACGCUGUUUACCUUCCCGCUAUAAAGCGGUACCUAUUUAUCUACUUGUACUUAGGGGUGCUUUCGAACUGCUAGGUGGGCAGGAGCUGGGACCGAACGACGGGAGCUCACCCCGCCGCGGGGAUUCGAACCGCUGACCUUACGAUCAGCAAGUCCUAGGCACUGAGGUUUUACCCACAGCGCCACCCACCUCUUCUAGGUCAUGCCUAAUAACUUCUUGUUUUCCUGACAUAUUACUCCUUGAAGGCAAGAUGCCAUCCUGCCUUGUUCUCUGAUAAUUCUUGCACUGACAGCAUCUAAUUCAUAGGUUGUUGGAUGGAGGGGAGUUAUGCUGAACUUUAGCUGAGAACACGGAUCCAGUCUUCCCCCUUGCUUGUUUUGCAGGAGAAACUAAAACCUGGGUACUUGGAGCAACUGCCAGGAAAGCUGAAACUGUUCUCAAAGUUCCUAGGGGACAGAAAGUGGUUUGCUGGGGACAAGGUAUGUGCAUGUCCACCUAGAGGCAUCUGAAGGCAGGCUUGCUCCCUUUGGUGUCUCACUUUUGAGUCUCUUUCCAGAUCACCUUUGUUGACUUCCUCAUGUAUGAUGUCCUCGACCAAAACCGCAUGUUUGAACCCAAGUGCCUUGAUCAGUUCAAGAACCUUCAGGAUUUUGUCUCCCGUUUUGAGGUUAGUGUUGUCUUCCCAAAACGUGCUUGCUUGCAGGUCUUUGCCUGCAUCUUGUGACUUGGCUCAUUAGCUUCUGGCAAGAAGCCACAAACUGAUUGACUACAAAGUUCCAAACUGGCUAGAGCAACUGUCCAAGUUGGCACAAACAGGAAUUUGCAAGAAACAUUUGUCUGUUUCCUUUUUUGCACAUAAAGGCCAGGGUUCUGAAACGUGCUUUGCUUCAGAGGGAGAUGGUGGCAAUUUCCCAUUCAUCCAUUAUUUCAUAUGUUCCUAGAUGUGACUGGUAGCAAGGCAGUGGGUGCUAGCAAUUAAUUGACUCUGCUGAAAGGUCUUCACUAACAUCUUUGUGGGCUAUGAGAGAGAGGUUUUGUUUGUGUUCUUGCCCAUCCUGUGUGAUGAUAUAGAUACUGCGGGAGCUCCUUCCUUCAUGAAGUGAUGGAUUGCUCCAGAAGCCUCCUGGAAUGUCUUAUUUUGUACCAGAUGGCUUAGCCCAGAGAUUCAGAUGCUUCCUGGUCAAAUUGAUUGUGACUGGAGUUCCUCAGCACUGUCACAGCAACACAGCUGGGUCAUGUUGAGCUCAGUAGGUGAACACUUUGGCUGCUGUUGUUUUACACAUGUAGCUUUUGAAAUGCAUAGGGGGUUGUUUCUCAGUGUUUUUGUACAUAGCGGUUUGCUUUUGUACACACCUUUGCACCAUAGGAUCGUGUCAAGGGGCAGCUGCUAUCGGUGUUGUCUGUACACAUGGUUGGACCUGUCUUCAGACUACUGUGCAAUGUAUUUCUCUAUUCUCCUCUCAACUAGAAGAGACAAAUAUAUUCUGCUUCCUAUUUUGCCAAUCUCCUUUAGAGACGAGAUAAAUGCAUUGAAGGAGAAUGGCAAUCACCUACAGUAUCAGUAGGCCAGCCCCAACAGGAGAUGACCUGAGAAAGAGCUCUCUGUGUACACAUGUACACACGUAGAAUGUGCUUGAGAAGUGCAUUCUCAGCACAAAGCUAGUUAUAAUCAUCCCAGCAGAAUGUGCAUUAGAUUGUCAAACAAUGUAGGACAGGGACAACAUGGGGAUUAUAUUGUGUGCAAUUAUUAUUAUUAUUAUUAUUAUUAAUUAUACCCCACCCAUCUGGCUGGGUUUCCCCAGCCACUCUGGGUGGCUCACAGCACAUAUCAGAACAUACUUAAAACAUUAAAAACUUUCCUAAACAAGGCUGCUUUCUGAUGUCUUCGAAAAGUCAGAUAGUUGUUUAUUUCCUUGACAUCUGAAGGGAGGGUGUUCCACUGGGAGAGCGCCACUACUGAAAAGGCCCUAUGCCUGGUUCCCAGUAACCCCACUGCUUGCGGAGAGGUAACUGCCAGAAGGCCAUCAGAGCUGGAUCUCAGCGUCCGGGCUGAAUGAUGAUACCUGAAGGAGUGGGACUCCUUCAGGUAUACUGGAACGAGGCUGUUUGGGGCUUUAAAGGUCAGCACCAAUACUUUGAAUUGUGCUCAGAAACAUACUGGGAGCCAAUGUAGGCCUUUCAGGACUGGUGUUAUGUAGUCUUGGCGGCCACUCCCAGUCACCAGUCUAGCUGCCACAUUCUGGAUUAGUUGUAGUUUCUGGGCCACCUUCAAAGGUAGCCCCACAUAGAGUACGUUGCAGUAGUCUAAGCAGGAGAUAACCAAAGCAUGCACCACUAUGGUGAGACAGUCCAUGGGCAGAUAGGAUCUCAGCCAGUGUACCAAAUGGAGCUGGUAGACAGCUGCCCUGGACAGCUGUGAGUCCAAAAUGACAGUGCCCCCCCCAAAGAUGCCUACAUCCAGCCUUAAACGCACAUUACCACACAGGGUGUACACACUUAAAAUAUGGGAACUAAAAUAUGGGAACUAAGGUAAGCCAACCAACCAUGAAGAAUUGUGUGGUAGCCAAUGCUAUUCCUACCCAGACUAGACCCACUGAAGUUAGUGCGCAUGACUGACUUGGGCUUAUUAAAUUCAGUGGGUCGUCUCUGAGUUAGAACUAGCAUAGAAUACAACCUGUGGCCUUCAUUUAUCACCUACCAUUAAAGAAAAGUUUAACAAAGGAACAUUAAAAAAAAAAAAAUUCAGACUUGCCAUUUUGGCAUGAGCAAAACCAGUGCCAGUUGAGAGCAGUAUCAGUUUUCCUAAGGCUUCUUCAACUUUUGUCUUACUGAGGUGGAUUCUUUCACCCACAUCCUUUCCUAAAAACAUUCUUUUUCUGCACCUCCAGGCCCUAGAGAAGAUUGCUGCCUACAUGAAAUCCAGCCGCUUUAUGAAGACUCCCAUUAAUAACAAGAUGGCUAAAUGGUGUAACAAGAAAGAGUAGAUGAAGAAUAAAAAUUUCCUUGCUGCUGCUAGACAAGAAGACUUCUUUUUGCCUUGAGUAGAGCUGAUUGGAUUGACUAAAGGCUGGCACACACCCCCCCCCCGGAAUGUAGUACUCUUUCUAUAGAAUGGUUGGAAACUAUUCUGUAUUUUUAAAGCUGUAGUAGCCAAUAAAGAAUGAUAAUUCUUGUUCUGUUGAAUGUGCCAUCAUACCUUUAUUGGCCAUUAAUGUGUUGCUUUUAUCUUGCUGUUCUGAGUGGUUGUAUGAACAUGUCUUGCCCAUCUGUGGAAGAAGAGGGUUGACAUUUCUGUUAAAGGUAAAGGGACCCCUGACCAUUAGUUCCAGUCGUGACCGACUCUGGGGUUGGGGCGCUCAUCUCGCUUUACUGGCCGAGGGAGCCGGCGUACAGCUUCCGGGUCAUGUGGCCAGCAUGACUAAGCCGCUUCUGGCGAACCAGAGCAGCGAUCGGAAACGCCGUUUACCUUCCCGCCGGAGCGGUACCUAUUUAUCUACUUGCACUUUGACGUGCUUUCAAACUGCUAGGUUGGCAGGAGCAGGGACCAAGCAACGGGAGCUCACCCCAUCAUGGGGAUUCAAACCGCCGACCUUCUGAUCUGCAAGUCCUGGGCUCUGUGGUUUAACCCACAGCGCCACCUGCGUCGCUGACAUUUCUGUUGGUCUCCUGCUAAUUUGAGGUCUAGUGGCAUUCUUUAUAUUCCUCUUCUGAAUGCUUUCUUUUCUAGAGAAGGAUUCCCUCCCUAGAGUGAGGCUGUUUGGGUUAAGAUUUGGCUGCAGGUGCAAAUGUAGCUUGUAGGGUUAUUUUGUUGCUAAAUCUAACCUACGGUGAGAUAAGAGCACAUGCCUAGUAGGAAGUACACAAUUUUCACAAAUAUUUUUGAAAAGGUUCUGGACCAGUAGUUACUAUACAGCAAAAACACAAGCAGUUGUGACACAUUAAAGAUUAAAAUUUAUUGGGUAGUUUGACACAAAUGGAAACAUUUAGGAACUAGUUGUAAAACAUUCAAUUCUCGCAGUGAGCUCCUCCACUCACCUUGAAAGUUCAUGUUUUCCCAUCAAAAAUGGUACUGGGACACUAGGACAUAGCUCUAACUUAAGAAAAGUUUGAUUCUUUUUCUGGGAGACUAAAUCAAGAAUGUUUAGUUGGUCAUAACACAGCCUUCCUAAACUUGCUACACUAACGUACUGCUGUGCUAAUUUGUCCUACUCCUUAUCUUGCAUAUAUUUUGAGAUUUGCACAGAAAUUGCAUUGACAAUACCUCUUAUUUUAUGGCAUUACAGCCCCACUAUUUACAAUUUUUUGUAUGCACACAGCUGCAGAGGAAAACACUUCACCUUCUUGAAAAUGGAAAAUCAUUAACAUGUUCCUAUUAUGAUAAUUAUGUAGUGGUUAAAGAUGGCUGCUCUGGUGGAUCAUCCUGUCAAGAGAAGCAAGGAGAGAGGAGUUGGUGCUGGAUAAUCUCUAAUCAUUACAUUUACCACAUUUACAAACCUCUAACCUCUAAGAAGCUUGAGGUUAUAUUUCAGAAUUGCUUACUUUAUCCUUCAUAAUUGUUGAGCUUGAUAACAGUGACUUUUCCCCAAGUGCUUCCCCAUAAACUCUGUACUAGAUGAUGGGGCUAGAUGAUGAUUUGGUCCCUGGAGCCAAAAAGGUUUCCCACCCCCAGUCUUAAAAGUGAGACAAUCCUAAAACUGACACAUUUAGUGCAUAAGAGUGGGUCACUGGUCUCUUUGUCAGCUUUCUGUGGGGCUUGAAGAGAGAGAAGCUGGUGCAGGAAUGCAACAAGCUAUGCCUAUGCUAUCCCCCUGAAUUAAGGAACUUGCUGUAUAGGAACAUAACACAAGUAGAAAACCCCUAUGUUCUACUUGUGUAUAUCUCCCUGAAUGAAGCACCCAUGGUGUUCCUAUAGUCAGGUGCCAACUUGAAUAAAAUAUUGGGACGCCCUGUGUAAUCGAUCAAGAGACACACUGCUCACACACCAUUUGAAUGGCAGUGCCCAUCAACUUUGGGGGGGGGGGCAAAGGGACCUCGGCCCCUAGGAGUUGGGUCCUAUGCCUACAUUCAUCUCCACCAGGGAGAAACUGAGGCAAUGGGAAACUGCGUAGCCUGUGCAAGAACACAAUGGCAUUGUGGCAUUGUAUCCAGUCAAAUAUUGCCUACAGGAGGGGAAAGGGGACUGGCUUUCAGCCUGAAGGCCAGGUUCCAUCAUGAGAAACUGUCUGGCGACUACAUACCAAUGGUGAGCUGGCCAGAGGCAAAAGUGGGUAGAGAAACAGGCAUGGCUCUUAACAGUGAAAACAGACUCUGACCAUAAAGGUUGAGAGGUUUUCACAUGCACCCAUGCAUAUCUCUCUAUCCUCUGUCCAGGCAAGUGAGAGGCAUCACCACAAUCCAAGGACUAUUCCAGCCAGGCAAAAACACUCAAGGAGGGUGCAAAGCAGCCUGAGGGGUGUGUGGCCUGGGAAGAGGCCACCCUAUAGCAUACUUCUUGCCACAAGACAGAUGAGUGUUCUGUUGGAGGGUGUCUUACCUACAGUGCUGAUUUAAUGGUUGAAAGCAUGAGAAAGACUCUUCCUCCUUCUUCCGGGCAAACUGCUUUCAGCUCCUCUCUGCUCAGUGACAGAAUCUGGUUUCCGUCAAGGACUCCAAGGGCCUUCACUGUACUGUUGAAAGAUGAAGGAAGAAGGGAAAGUGUUGUUGGGAUUCGCAGGAUGCUGAGUAAGUCUGCAGGCUUCAGCUUGCAACAGGCUGAUGCAAUACUCUGUGAAGUGCUGGGUCAGAAUGACUCAGCAGUAACGUGAUUGGCUGUCACCUGUUUUAAAAGAAAAGCCUGUUCAACAGUAAUUGUGGUGCUGUGGCGGAGUGGUGUAGAUGAGUGUGGAGUCCUCUUUUGCCUCAAGGUGCAGGUACUCUGUCUGAACUGCUUCUGUAAAUAUUUGUAUAUAUAUUUGGCUCACAUUAAACAAUACUGCACU
Messenger RNA from Podarcis lilfordi (Lilford's wall lizard), 11702 nucleotides. The record is from the annotation of a GenBank genome assembly. Lineage: Eukaryota; Metazoa; Chordata; Lepidosauria; Squamata; Lacertidae.